Epithele typhae is the source of this 1443-nucleotide messenger RNA. RefSeq lists its product as uncharacterized. Lineage: Eukaryota; Fungi; Basidiomycota; Agaricomycetes; Polyporales; Epitheliaceae. The transcript has 3 exons. The record is from RefSeq and is a predicted model, not a curated record. Bases 1 to 1443 code for a protein of 480 amino acids.
AUGGAAACGCUACCAGUGGAGCUCUUGCAGCGGAUCUGCUUCUUCGCCGCCUUUGACGGUAGCGCUAUGUCCUGCUCCCUCGCUCUCGUGUCCAAGCACAUCCACCGCGUAUCUCAAUACCACCGGUUCGACAACGUGGCGCUCAUGGGACGCCCAGGAUACAUCGAGGCACUGACACGAAGGUUGGAAGCAGGAAAGACACGCAACGCAGCAUCUUCGGCUCGGCUCCGCCACCUCUUCCUGAUCUGCACGCAAUCCCAAUAUCUCCAGCUCGUGGAAAAGGGCAGGCGUUCCUCCACGGGCAGAAGCCCCUUCAUGGGCAAGAUUUCCUUCAUGAACGGAGGUCCCGUAUACCUCCCUGAGGGUUUCCUUUCCCCAAACGGCGCAAACGACACUACCCCAGAUUCUGUCCUUCGGUACGCCAAGUCGAUAAACGACCUCCUCCGCGCUGCCGGGCCGGGUUUGGAAACCCUCACCAUCGUCUUCCUCGAGCGCGACUUGACCCAACACAUACGGCUCCCACUCACCCUUCCCACCCUCCGCGAGCUCACCAUCUCUGGCGCCCCGCCGUCGUGGCUGCUCGACAUUGCGGAGCCCCGCCCGCCGCACCAACCCCCGCGGUUCUUGGCGCUCCGACGCCUCCAUUGGUACGAACGCUCAGGCCCAGAGGGCACCCUGCGCGACAUCCCCGCGGUCGCCGCGCGGCUCCCCGCGCUCACGCACUUCCGCCUCACCGGGUACAUGGACGACAGCAUGCCGGGAGUGUUCGACGCUUGCGCGGACGAAGACGUGCUGGAGCGCAUCGCAGACAGCCUAGAGCCCGAGAACUGCCGAACGUACCCGCAUCGGAACUGGUGGGGUCUCCCUCCCCUCACGCUCCACCGCCUACUGGAUCCGCCGAAGGUGCCCCUGCUGCCCGAGUGGUGCGGGCUGCAGCAGUUCGCGAUACAGCCGCCGUCCGUACGCUGCAGGGACGAGCAGGGCUACGGGAAAGAAAUCAUCUCCAAAUUGCGGUUGAUGUUGGUGUCGCUGGCGUCGGCGAGCCUGCCGGUGCACGUCUUCGAGGCGGGCGACACGUGGCAGGACGAGGAUGGCAACCAGGCGAUGUCCGUGGACAUGUUGCGCUAUUGGCACGAGGAACGGAUUCGAGGGAACCGGGGUUGUUGGGCGGACACAGAGCAUUCCAGGCGUACCGCCUGGGACAAGGUUGAAACCCACCUCAACACGUCCUCACGGGUCACGUUUGACCCCGGCGAUGUCAUCGAGGCCAUCAACCUCAUGCGUCUCAUCAACACUUCCGAGACGAGCGCGGACUCUCUGCACCGCUUCGCAGACGUCGCGGUCGCGUUCUUCUACUACUUCGUUGCCGCCGAUGGGAAGCCGUACAUCCUUCGGAACGGCCGGCCACGCGCGGACGGGACGGUGCCAGGAGGCGCUCAAUGA